AUGCCCGGCGCCUUUGAUGUCCUGGAGAUGAAGAAGGAGGAUGUCCUCAAAUUUCUUGCUGCAGGAGCCCACUUAGGUAGCACCAACUAUGACUUUCAGAUGGAGCAAUACAUCUACAAAAGGAAGAGUGAUGGUGUCUACAACACACAUCUGAAGAGGACCUGGGAGAAGCUGUUACUUGCAGCUCGGGCUAUUGUUGCCGUUGAGAGCCCUGCUGACGUCAGCGUCAUCUCCUCCAGGAACAGUGGCCAGGGAGCUGUGCUGAAGUUUGCUGCUGCCACUCACUGGAGCCACUCCCAUUGCUGGCCACUUCACACCUGGGACUUCACCAACCAGAUCCAAGCAGCCUUCAGAGAGCCAUGGCUUAUAGGGGUGCCUGACCCUGGGGCUAACCACCAGCCCCUCACAGAGGCAUCUUACGUCAACCUGCCCACCAUCGCUCUGUGCAAUGCGGAAUCUCCUCUGUGCUGUGUGGACAUUGCCAUCCCAUGGCAACAAGGGAGCUCAUCAGUGGGUCUGAGAGACCCAGAAGAGAUUGAGCAGGCUGUUGCUGAGAAGGCCGUGACCAAGGAGGAAUUCCAGGGCGACUGGGCUGCGCCAGCUCCUGAGUUCACUGCUGCUCAGCCAGAGGUCUGA
Messenger RNA from Acomys russatus (golden spiny mouse), 636 nucleotides. RefSeq names its product 40S ribosomal protein SA-like. Bases 1 to 636 code for a protein of 211 amino acids. Gene Ontology annotation, biological process: ribosomal small subunit assembly; cytoplasmic translation. The transcript has 2 exons. Lineage: Eukaryota; Metazoa; Chordata; Mammalia; Rodentia; Muridae. The record is from RefSeq and is a predicted model, not a curated record. Gene Ontology annotation, molecular function: structural constituent of ribosome. Gene Ontology annotation, cellular component: 90S preribosome; ribosome; cytosolic small ribosomal subunit.